UUCGGCGUUUAAAAGACAAAAAAAAGGUAGCCCACGACUCAGUGCCAGUGAUACCAGAUCUGCUUUUAUCUGCUAUAUUCUAGAGAGAGAGAGAGGAAGAGACGAAGGCGGAGGACCGCCCUAAAAUGGAAGAGAAGUUGUUACAGCGGUUGGAGUCCGCCGUAGCACGGCUGGAGUCGCUUUCUGUUGGUUCGCAGUCUCGAGGCAUCGACCUUGAUGCGAUUGCCGCAUCGUCGGAUCCCUCGAUUCUCGCAUUUGACGAUCUUUUGACGGAGUACGUCGGCAGGCUUUCGAGUGCUGCGGCGAAGAUUGGGGGACAAGUUCAGGAGGUUACUAAUGUUCUUAAUGAGGCUUUCUCUGUUCAAAAGGACCUUCUCAUCAAGAUCAAGCAAACUAAGAAACCUGAUGUGCCAGGAUUGGGUGAAUUCCUGAAGCCAUUAAAUGAAAAAUUAAUGAAAGCAAUUAGCAUGACAGAGGGAAGGAGGUCGGAUUUCUUCAACCACUUGAAAUCUGUUGCCGAGAGUCUGACAGCUCUCGCAUGGAUUGCAUAUGUGGGCAAAGAUUGUGGAAUGAGCAUGCCCAUUGCACAUGUGGAAGAAUCUUGGCAGGCGGCUGAAUUUUACAACAAUAAGGUUCUUGUAGAAUAUAGAAAUAAAGACGCGAAUCAUGUGGAGUGGGCAAGAGCUCUAAAGGAACUUUAUAUACCUGGAUUGAGAGAUUAUGUGAAAAGUCAAUACCCGUUGGGGCCUGUAUGGAGUGCUACAGGGGCUGCUGUAUCUGCUCCACCAAAAGCAUCUAAACCAAGUGCUCCUGCUCCUCCACCGCCUCCGCCUGCCUCACUAUUCACCUCGGAGUCUUCUCAGCCAUCUUCAUCCCGCCCAAAGGAAGGAAUGGCUGCUGUUUUUCAAGAAAUUGGUUCAAAGCCAGUAACUGCUGGAUUAAGAAAGGUUACAGAUGAUAUGAAGACCAAGAACCGUGCAGAUAGAGCUGGCUUCGUAAGUGCUGGUGAAGAGGAAGUUCGUUCAACUGUGCCAUCUGUUUCUAAAGUUGGGCCUCCAAAGUUUGAGCUUCAAAUGGGUCGCAAAUGGGUUGUUGAGAAUCAAAUUGGGAAGAAGGAUUUAUCGAUUGAUAAGUGUGAUUCAAAGCAGACGGUGUACAUUUUUGGAUGCAAAGAUUCAGUUCUACAGAUUAAAGGGAAAGUUAACAACAUAACUGUUGACAAAUGCACAAAAAUGGGUGUUGUAUUCACGGAUGUUGUUGCUGCUUGCGAAAUUGUUAAUUGCAACAGUGUUGAGGUGCAAUGCCAGGGUACUGCUCCGACUAUUUCAGUGGACAACUCAUCAGGGUGCCAGUUGUACUUAAGCAAAGAUUCUCUAGAGGCUUCAAUAACAACCGCCAAGUCAAGUGAAAUCAAUGUAUUGGUGCCUGCCUCUGGCCCUGACGAUGAUUUGGUGGAGCAUGCUUUGCCACAACAAUACAUUCAUAGUUACAAGGAUGGACAGUUUGUGACGACCCCUGUAUCUCACUCUGGAGGGUAACUUGCUUUUUUCAAAUACGAUUGGGCUUUUUGAAUGCUGAUGUUAUUUUAGUUACUAUUGAACAUAUAUAUUGGUUGGGUUGAGUUGUAGCAAUCUGCGCGUAUUUAGCAGAAUUUGUUGCUGAUUGAGUUCUGUUUUUUGGAUUUGAUUUAUGUUUGUUUGUUUGUUUGUUUGUUUGUUUGUUUGUUUGUAUCGUCAUUACAUUGUUUCCUCAAGAAAAGGUUGCCUCUUUUGCGUAUUGUAUUUGCU
Molecule: messenger RNA, 1787 nt
Organism: Cynara cardunculus var. scolymus (artichoke)
Lineage: Eukaryota; Viridiplantae; Streptophyta; Magnoliopsida; Asterales; Asteraceae
Product: cyclase-associated protein 1
Exons: 10
Coding region: 126-1538 (470 amino acids)
Biological process (GO): cytoskeleton organization; regulation of adenylate cyclase activity
Cellular component (GO): cytoplasm
Molecular function (GO): actin binding; adenylate cyclase binding
Source: RefSeq, a predicted model, not a curated record